Tripterygium wilfordii is the source of this 1852-nucleotide messenger RNA. RefSeq names its product protein TIC 56, chloroplastic. The record is from RefSeq and is a predicted model, not a curated record. The coding region runs from base 105 to 1631 and encodes 508 amino acids. The transcript has 5 exons. NCBI's taxonomy places the organism in Eukaryota, Viridiplantae, Streptophyta, Magnoliopsida, Celastrales, Celastraceae.
CCCAAACGUUAUCUUCCAUCUCCCAAGUUUUUCCAAGCUUACCUCACCGGUCUGAUUCAGGGACAACUCCAAAAAACACUAAACCCUAAACCCCAAUUUCGUCUAUGGCGUCAAUUAACUUUAAUUUCUUCGAGAACUGGUUCAAUAAACCCCCAAACCCAAUCAAUCCCAUCAACCUUCUCCCUCUCGCCCACUCUGUCUCCACCAGAACAACCGCACAGUCUCUGCCUUUCGCUUCUAUCUCGUCAUUCUUCAAAAGGGAUGAAAAGAAGCCUGACCAAGAACCUGGCCACUAUAGGAAAAUACUUGAGCAGUUCUACUGGGAAUGCGAGAACCGACCAGAUUACCGCCACACACCGGAAGUGGAGAGGAUCCUAAAUGAGGACCCGUUAUUCGAGAAGAAAGAAAACCCGACACCGGAAGAAAUCGAAGAGAACAAGAGAUGGUGGAAGGAGUUUCAGGAUAGCCCGGUUGUUCAGUUCCUGCUUCGUGCCGAUGUAAUUGCGGAGAAGAUGAACGAGCUGGAGCUGAAGGCAAAUGAGUUUCCGUACAGGUGGGAGGAUACGAAGCUGUGGCAAGCAGUGCCGCACGUGCCCGGACCGGACGGCCGGCCGAUGCCGAGAAAGGCUAUCAAGACUAGGAAAGAGAGUGACGAUAAGUUCUGGGAUUUUACUAAGCAGUUCUUUUUCGGGCUGUGGGGAUUCCAACAACGGCCCUACCCACCUGGCCGGCCGAUCGAUGUAGCUCAGGCUAUUGGUUAUAAGCGGCUGGAGAAGCGGUACUAUGACUUUAUCAUGAGGAGUGGUGGGUUUUUCUACAAAGAUCGCUUGGGCAGAACUCGAGGACCGAUGGAGCUAAUACAGCUCAAAACGGCAUGGGGUGGUGGCAUAAUUGAUAAAGAUACAUUCAUAUGGAUGGAAGACAUGGAUGAAUGGGCUCCAAUUCACAUGGUGUACGGCUUGGAACCUGCAAUUGCCACUUGGGAAGUUAGGCUUGGUGCUGGAGCAACAGAGUUCCUUCACAAACUACAAAAAGGUAUACCUCCCUGGGUACCUCUCAAGGGACGUGAAAAGAAAACUUAUAAGCAGAUGCAAGAAGAGGCCAUAGAGAGCAAAAGACGCGACUUAGCUGUGCUAGAAGCUAAUGAUGGUAUUUGGCCAGGCGUUAAAAUUCCCGGUCAUGCCUAUUUCUUUUGGGCUAGUGGGAGUGAAUUGACAACUUUGUUGGAGAGGGACCACAUGCCAAACAAAUAUAUCCCAAAGGAUCUCAGGCAGCGAUUGGCUAAAGUUAUCCCUGGGCUAAGGCCAUGGGAAGUUCUAAGCAUUGAGCAAGCGAUGGAUCAGAUAACAUAUGGUGGAAAGUGGUACCGUGAACCUCUUGGUGAAUACACUACAGGUCCUCCAUACAUCCAACACUGGAACAAGGAUGUUAUGAGACUUUUCCGGACAUAUCAGGAGCUUAGCACUGCGGUUGCCAGCAAAUUGGAUUAUACAGUCCCUGGUUUCCAAAAAAUAAUGGAAAAGGUUGAGGCUGAUGCUGCCGCGAGGGAAGCCAAACGUAGAGAACAAAAGGAAGCGGAAAAGAAAGCCGAGCAGGACAAAGCUUUAGCAGAACGAAUUAACGAUCUGUAGCAUCACUCAAAUUUCAGGGCUUUGCAGAUUAUAUGAUAAAAUAGCCUAUUCACUAUAAUGGUAAUAUGGUAUACUCUCUAGUGUCAAAAGUCCCAUUGAAUGAAUAAACAGAAUUCAUUCUGUGAAAUGAGGGAGUUUUUGCUUCUUGGAAAUGUUAGGAUUUGGUAUAACCUCUAAUGAGAUGAUCAAAGUUUGUUACUUAAGAUAUGGUACUUCGAUAC